Molecule: messenger RNA, 2480 nt
Organism: Brassica rapa (field mustard)
Lineage: Eukaryota; Viridiplantae; Streptophyta; Magnoliopsida; Brassicales; Brassicaceae
Product: probable galacturonosyltransferase-like 4
Cellular component (GO): Golgi apparatus
Molecular function (GO): glycosyltransferase activity
Source: RefSeq, a predicted model, not a curated record
UUCUUACACAUAGAUUUACUAUCACUUAAGUCUUCAACUGAAAGUUUGGCUUAAUGGGCUUUAUGAUAAUUAGGAUAAUGAUAGAACACUUUACAUACCCAAAAGUAAGGAAUCGUAGGACCUAGUUAAAGACAGUGGCCCCAUAUCCAUCACUCCUUUGCGUGACAGCUACGUUUCUUCGGUUUGGGGUCUUCUUCAUUUAUUUUCAUAUAUAGAUAGUACUAAAAGAAGCAACUUGUCUGUCUUUAGACAGUAAAGCACAUGCACGCGCAAAAAUUCUUGCACUGCACUCAAACACAAGCAUAGAAUAUUCAAUAUUCUGCAGUCUUUUACGAUAUAUCUCCCCUCCCACGAAUGCCCUUUAUUUAAGCUCUCUUUUUAUCACAUGUAUUUUAUUAAUUAAACUAUUCUUUUAGCAUAUUGAGUCGGUUUCGAUUUUCAGUUUUCUUUGCAAAUAUUUUUACUUGAACUUGAAAAAACUGUCACAAUAACUCGUGUUGGUGUAAGCACGCAUCUCUGAUCUCUUUUUCGUUUUUGGAAAGCCAACAAGCCUUUUGUAUUUGAAGCACUUUAGUAAUCCAAAGACUUUCAAUAGGUUUGGUUAAUACAUUUAUACCAAAUUAAGUGAAGAGACUUGAAAUAUCUAGAUCUAUUUAAAAAGAAAACAUUUGUUUUUUUCUUAUCGAACUACAUGAAAACCGUAUGCUUUACAAUUUUAGAACAAAGUUGUUAUUCUAAUUUUAGAACUUUAUAAAAAAAACCGCCGGCACAAUCAACUAAACGACAGCAAAGCAAAUUGAUUAGCACAAUCUAAAAAGUCUCCCCAAUUUAAUCAGACAACCGGCUUCUCUUCUUCUCUAUUUCAUAGGAAAUAGAUUUUUUGUGACAAAAGAUUGUGUGGAAAACACUCCGAACUUCAAUCUCUUCCUCACAUUCCUACUGCUAAUAAAACAAGCCUCUCCUCAAAACCCUUUAUUCUAGCCCCUCCCCUACCAAUGGCUCCUCUAUUAACUAUUCAUCUUUUUAAAUUGUAAUAAACCUUUUUUAAAAAACCAAAAAAUAAAAAUAAAAGACUUUACCUGAGAAUUAGGUUCAGGAUGGCCUCAAGGAGCCUCUCCUACACACAACUCCUAGGCCUCCUGUCCUUUAUCCUCCUCUUGUUCACAACCUCCUCAACCGCGGUUCGUGUUGGAGUCAUUCUCCAUAAGCCCUCUGCUCCAACCCUUCCUGUAUUCAGAGAAGCCCCAGCUUUUAGAAACGGUGAUCAAUGUGAGGCUGAUAAGAUUCAUAUAGCCAUGACUCUAGACACAAACUACCUCCGUGGAACAAUGGCUGCCGUCUUGUCUCUCCUACAACAUUCAACUUGUCCUGAAAACCUCUCUUUUCAUUUCCUCUCCCUUCCUCACUUCGAAAACGACCUCUUCUCCAGCAUCAAAUCAACUUUUCCUUACCUAAACUUCAAGAUUUAUACGUUCGAUCCAAACCUAGUCCGCAGCAAAAUCUCCAAGUCCAUCAGACAAGCACUUGAUCAACCUCUAAACUACGCGAGAAUCUACCUCGCGGAUAUCAUUCCUACCAGCGUCGACAGGAUCAUAUACCUAGACUCGGACCUUGUCGUGGUCGACGACAUAGAGAAGCUAUGGCAUGUAGAGAUGGAAGGUAAAGUCGUGGCAGCUCCCGAGUACUGCCACGCGAACUUCACCUACUAUUUCACAAAAGCUUUCUGGUCGGACCCGGAACUAGUCAAAGUCCUUGAAGGUAAACGCCCGUGUUAUUUCAACACGGGCGUUAUGGUCGUGGACGUUGGUAAAUGGAGGAGAGGGAUGUACACACAGAAGGUAGAAGAGUGGAUGACGGUACAGAAGCAGAAGAGGAUAUACCAUUUGGGAUCAUUGCCUCCGUUCUUGCUGAUAUUCGCCGGAGAUAUAAAAGCUGUUGAUCACCGGUGGAACCAGCAUGGUCUAGGAGGUGAUAAUUUUGAAGGGAAAUGUAGAACGUUGCAUCCAGGUCCGAUAAGUCUUCUUCAUUGGAGUGGGAAAGGGAAGCCAUGGUUGAGAUUAGAUUCAAGAAAGCCUUGUAUUGUUGAUCAUCUUUGGGCUCCGUAUGAUUUGUAUCGUUCGUCAAGACAUUCAUUAGAAGAGUAGAGGCAAACAAAAAAAUAUAAAGAAGAUGGCACAUAUAUAUACUAGGAGAUGGAGAAGAUCCAUGCAUGGAGCGAUCGAAGAGAGCCAAAAAACACGUGUAGCAAAAAAAGAGAAACCAAGAGAGAAAGAUUUUGUAACACACACUCCUAAUGUAAACAAGACGUUGUGCAUAUUGAGCUUGGUAGUGGGAUGAGAUAUCAUGCAUAUGGACAUUUUUUUCCUCCUUCGUUUCAUGUUUGUUUUGUUCUACCUCUCUUUGCUUCGACGUGUAAUAUUGUAUAUAGGGUAGUAUUACUGCGAAACUGGAGGAUUGAAUUCAUUCUUUAUUAAUUCAAA